AUGACUUACGAUCUGCGGAGGGAACUCCUUGACGAUGCCGACCCACAUUUCAGAACGCGCAUUCACGACUCUACAAUCGAGGUAUUUUUUAGUAGAUCAGCCAUCCGAUGUUAAAUAACUCUGUGUUAAUGGACUUCAUUUACUUUAUUCCUAGUCUUUGCAUGAGCACCUUCGUAUGGUGACGAAAGUUUUGGGUAAUCCACCCCAAUUGCAAUUGAUCGCUUUUCGUAUUUGGCCUUUUACUUGAUUGAUUACUAAGCCUUAGAUGAUAGCCCCCGUUCAUCACCGAAUUCUUCUGCGCAUUUUGUGGUUCCAUGCACAACUAAACAAUUCGUUAUUACCUCCUCCAUGCUCGACUAGUUUAAUUGUCUCUUGGGCCCUGAUAGAAUCAGAUAUGCAAUGCUUACGGGAAACACAAAAUGGCCAUAUAUAUGUCCGUUUGCAUCCCGUUUGAUUUUCCUUAAAAUACGCUCCUGUUGGUGACAAGGGCCAAAACCACCUGGUGUGCCCUCUUGCCUGCAAAUUCUCCCAUGAUAUGGUCUUCUCAGAAUCAUCUUACCGAGAAAUUUUCGUCGUUUUUAGCACACGACCACAUUGACCAUAGAUUCGUUUUCACACAUGUAAACACAAAUACGCACAGUCACACCCGUUUGCGUGUGCACAAAAGAAGCAUGACACCCGAAAAGGCACAUCCUCAAUCUUCAGCUGCACUGCCCGGGAAAUUCAUGUUAUCACAAAUAUAGGUAAAUAGCCCGUUCAAUGAAAUACACACUAAAGAACAACCUUUCCAGGCUUAAUUUUCUCACGGUUCCCGUUUUUUGUCACUCGACAGAAUUUGCAAGUCUGACGAACGCUCACCAGUACUAUGCCAUCCCUCCCAGGGGACUUUCAUGAAGGCAUACCUGUCUUUACUUGUGAUUUUUAUCGUUGCCGAUUUUGCCGGCUCUACGCUGCGAGUUCCCCACAUAAUUACCGGUCAUCUUACACUGAAGUCAGUUAAAACAGACUUCUAAACAAUACAGAACUACCUGGCACUUUGGCCACCCAAGUUGAAAACCCCGGGUCAGCUUUUUCGAAGUCCAGCCCGAUAUUCAACGCGCUAGUCGAACGUUCGCUGAAUUUCGCCUCCAGGUCGGCACACUACCUAACCCAGCCCUCAUGUUUGCUGCGUAGGAAGACUAGUCUACGGGUUGUAUCCUUGGUCGACAAUAUAGCACUUAGAUGUUCUUGCAUCGGUUCCCCCAACAUAUGGCUCAACCGGCCCCAGAGUCCACGGUCUUGCGGCCUCUACCCUAUAGUUCUCGCCCAAAGUCUUCCGAAAUCAUUAUCUAUUUAGCUUUCUACUUCCGAAAACCAGGGAAUUCCGGACUCGAAGUCCCCUUCAGUUCUAUUUAAACAACAUUCAUUGUUUUUUCCCUUUUUCCACUACUAUAGUUGUCCCAAUCAAAGAGGUUCUGGGUGAUAGCACCAUGGAAGAAUUGCCCUCGAGUUAGGUAAUCGCCUCACCAUUCGAUCUGGAUGGUGAACUGUGGCUAGCUCGACAGCAGGCGUCCCGAACUAACGCUCUGGUUCCUGGCUGGGGUCAAAUCCCAUCAGCCAAGGUCGCAGCAUUCUCUGGAGGUUCCCGUUAUGCGAUCAUUUGAUCUGCACGUUUGUGGUUCGGGGGUGCCACGUUUUGAACCCAUGGGGGCGACUUUGACCAGUCUUUUUGAACUUGAGCUUGGCUGCGUCCACUUCUAUGGAGGGAAGAAAUUCCGGUGUGCAUGGUAUUUUCGCCAUUCGACUUCCUCCUGCCAAUGUCUCGUCGUUGACACGAAUGAAGUAUGGUAGACAAAAUAGUCGACCGGUUCCAGCCUUUUGCCGUAAGUUAAGGGAGGUCUUUCUUGUUGCACUACUGUGGUAGAAUUACCAGGAGAUGGCCAUCUGGUCACGAGAUUACAACCUCUCGAAGGAGUUUCCCGAAAUGACCUUUCUGUCCAUUUACCGCCCGAGGGGAAGUUGGUCGUAUUUAGACAAAUUUAUAGUCUUGGGAAGAAACAUAUCCACGACGUUUUUGAAGAGGACUGGCAAGACGCCGUAGCUCUCUUGGACUAGCCUUUACAGACAAGUACAGAUUAUUUUCGCCAUAUGCUCGAGAGGACUUACGAUGUUUUAAUCAGGUUCGGGAGUUCUGGGACACACCAUCAGCCUCAGUAGCCUCCCAGGGAGCGCUUCUAUCGACUGGAUCAGACGCGACAAUGAAAUCCAGCGUAAAAAUAUCUUUUGUUAAAAAGCAAGUUUUUACAGGGUCCAUAACAGGGCGAAAGUUUAACAAACUCACACCUUACGACAAAAACCUUUCUGGAAAUUCUUGCUCAUGUAUCCCUGGAGUUACAGAAAUCGGUCAGGUGAGCAGUAGCAAGUUUCUUUGGUGAUGUCGACUUGAGUAGUGCCUAUGAUAGCGUCGUUCCAAUUUUGCUAUCCUUUUAAAGAAGCGGGACAGAACGUCAUUGUUCAAUUCCUGGCGCGACAACUCGGGUUCGCAUAUAUUCGCUUGUUACUCAAAUCUUUUUGAUUUCGAUCGGUUUUUCUUCAGUGGACACCUGCUUAAAUUUUGGCGGUUGAGGAUACCGCACCGUCAUAAGUCACUUUUCUAAGCAGCUGAAGUAGAGGUCUCUGCGCAUCUGAGAAUGACGAGUUAAACAACUGGGUUUACCGCCCUUUCCAACCCGGUAGUUAGUCACUCAGUAAGGCAAAAUGAGAAACGUGUUUCCGUCGUAUCCACCCGGCUGAUUUUCGAACUGUCCUUCAACAAAUUCUGUCUCCCCUUCUGAUCGUAUUAUCUGACACCUUACUUUGAGAUCUCCGAGGUUUCGGGCGUUGAACGCAUUAUUCCCCAAGUUAAUGGUUUUCGCUUUUCAUCAAAGCACUUCAGCAUGCUUGCUCGACAUUUAACCCUGGGGUUGUUGUCAGGCAGGGAUCGAUGUCCAGCCACAUUUAACGGCACUACUGCUACCCGAUCCCUGACUGCUUAGUCGCGAGGCUCGAAUACCAGGCCUUUACUGAGGGCCUUAUCCCUGUUCGCUGUCUGUGAACGCACCGUCCAACCUAGGUUGGUCCUGUAUUUGCUGGAUCCCUUCUCCCAGACCUAUUGGCGUGCUAACCCUUAGUCCUGGAUCUUGCUGUUUCGUCACCACUGGGAGCCGUUAUAUUCUAGGAUACCCAGAGUUAGUCAUCCACUGACUCUUGCCACUCCAUGAUAUUUCUUUUAAUCUGCUUGGGGUUUUUGCUAGCUCGUUCGCUUUCUGCCCUUCUCGGAUAACCGUCUAUAUUUCAACUUAAUUUCUUAUAAAUAGCAUCGAUACGCACGACAGCGACAAAAUACCAACAGUACCGUCUGAUUUCUGUUUAUUAAUGCUUUUUUGUUGAGAUUAUUGACAGUUAACUCCAUGGUAGGUUGUACAGUUGUGACCUUCUUUCCGCAUGUCAACUACUGAAACUGAAGUUAGUCGGAGCUACCUCAGAACAUUGUGAUCUGACAUCAUAGAUGAGCGAGUUGGCUCAUUAUAAGUCUUCCUUAUCAGGUAAAUGCGGUUGCCAUUGAGACAAGCAGUUUUUUUUACGAAUUUUCACAGAAUACCACUCCUGUAAAUUGAAGUGAUUUUGCCCACAAAACCUGCCUUUCCUCCUGUAUACCUUGAUUGAUUUCAUCUUUAACGAACUGAAUCUGCGAAGUGGCCCAUCGCAUCCUGAGUGCCUUCACCCUCUUUGCUUUCCUUGCCUAGGCCAAAGAGAUCCUCAAGAAGUCUCCUGACUUCUCGCCAUCGGAUCGUGUGACCGUACCCAAGCAGACCGACAUCACACCCAUUAGCGGGAUUCCCGAUGAGCAGAUCCAGUCGCGCGUGGCUCGUAUCUACAUGCCCACACGCCCGGCCACUCAGUCGGGCACUUUCGGUACACGUAUGUGGCGUAUAGAUUUCGACAACCAGGAACGCUGGGAGAACCCCCUCAUGGGAUGGGCCAGCACCGGUGACCCACUUUCCAAUGUCUCCAUGAAGUUCCCCACGGCGGAGGCAGCUGUUGAGUACUGCAAUUCGCAGGGCUGGAAGUUCUUCGUCGAAGAGCCCAAAAAGACUCACAUUGUGCCAAAGAGUUAUGCCAACAAUUUCUCAUGGGACAAACGUACCCGUAGAGCCACAAAAUAA
Spirometra erinaceieuropaei is the source of this 4184-nucleotide messenger RNA. The record is from the annotation of a GenBank genome assembly. NCBI's taxonomy places the organism in Eukaryota, Metazoa, Platyhelminthes, Cestoda, Diphyllobothriidea, Diphyllobothriidae.